This is a messenger RNA of Siniperca chuatsi (mandarin fish), 7307 nucleotides long. RefSeq names its product mucin-like protein. The record is from RefSeq and is a predicted model, not a curated record. NCBI's taxonomy places the organism in Eukaryota, Metazoa, Chordata, Actinopteri, Centrarchiformes, Sinipercidae. The transcript has 25 exons. Gene Ontology annotation, molecular function: calcium ion binding. The coding region runs from base 90 to 6116 and encodes 2008 amino acids. Gene Ontology annotation, biological process: cell-matrix adhesion.
AGGAAGCGGAAGAGGCUGCUUGAUGACAGAGGUCUGUGUGGAGAAAGACAAAGAGAGGUAGAGAAACUACACAGGAAAGACAGGGAAAUAUGCGGUUUCCACUCCUGUGGCUGAUAAGUCUAUUUUCACUGCUGGAAUACUGCUGUGCAGUUGCUGACCUGAAGGACUGUGAGGCAGUAGGCAGCAAGUGCCACCCUCAGGCUGAGUGUCUGAAGGUCAAAAACAACUUCACCUGUGUAUGCCGCAUGGGCUACCAGGGCGAUGGUCUGCUGUGCGACGACAUCGAUGAAUGUCUCAGUGGCCUGCACGGCUGUCAUCCAAAGGCCAGCUGCAACAACACCCUGGGCAGCUACAGCUGUGUCUGCUUCAAUGGAUAUGUUGGAGAUGGCACCAACUGCCAGGACAUCGACGAGUGCAAAAAAGAAAACGGGGGUUGCCAUGCCAGUGCCCUCUGUACUAACUACGAUGGUGGGCGACAGUGCCAGUGUAAAGUUGGCUUCGUGGGCAACGGCUUCCAGUGCACUGAUGUUAACGAAUGCGCUAACCAAAAGAUCUGCCAUUGGAACGCCACCUGCACCAACAACCCUGGGUCCUACAUGUGUACCUGUAAUGCUGGCUAUAAGGGCAAUGGAAACUACAUAUGUCUUGACAUAGAUGAAUGUUCAGAGAUUCCUCAUCUGUGUUCUUCCUCACUUGGCUAUAAAGGCUGUAAAAAUCUGCCUGGUAGCUACAGCUGCAUAUGCAGCAGUGGCUUUGAAAGUAACAGGCAGAGCUGUGUGGAUAUCGACGAAUGUGCAAGUAACAUCUGCAGUCUAUAUGCAGUUUGUGUAAACACCAUGGGGUCAUAUCGGUGUACCUGCAACAGUGGUUUUGUAGGAAAUGGACUGACAUGUGCAGACAUAAAUGAAUGCAAUGAAGGCCAUCAAUGUGACCCCAGGGCUGCUUGCAUCAACAGGCUGGGGAGUUACGAGUGCUCCUGUCUUGAAGGUUUUGUAGGAGAUGGUCGACUGUGUGAAGACAUUGAUGAGUGUGCAACACCUAACAUCUGCCCUUCUACUACUACCUGCGUCAACACUGGCGGGUCAUAUUACUGCGACUGUGGCAGAGGCUUCAUCCUCAAUAACUUCAAGUGCCAUGACCUGGAUGAGUGUGUGGCAGGUCGCUGCAGUCCCUACGCAAAAUGCACAAAUUCGCCUGGCUCCUUCUCUUGUCAGUGUGAAGCAGGGUACAGAGGAGACGGCUUCACCUGUGUGGAUGUGGAUGAGUGCUCACUGGCUAAGCGGUGCCCCUCCAAUGCCCUUUGCAUUAACCUUCCUGGCUCCUACAACUGCACCUGUCGGGUGGGUUAUUCUGGAGAUGGGAUGAUCCAGUGCAAUGAUGUGAACGAGUGUCAGGUGGAUAAUGGAGGUUGCAGAAACAAAGCUACAUGUGUCAACAACCAGGGUUCCUUCUCUUGCCUGUGCCUGCCAGGCUUCAUUUUGGUUAACCAGACUCUUUGCCAGGAUAUAAAUGAGUGUAAGGAACUGAACAAUCCAUGUGGAGUAAAUGAAAAGUGCAAGAACAUCGACGGGUCAUACGAGUGCCCCUGCCUAGUCGGUUACUACCGCCCUGCCAUUAACAUGGACUGCGUUGAUAUGAAUGAGUGUAAAGACAACCCUUGCCAUGUCAACGCCACAUGCCUCAACACCAUCGGGUCCCACACUUGCACCUGUAAGCGAGGUUUUUCAGCAAAUGGCACCCAGUGUGAAGAUAUAGAUGAGUGUUCUGCAGAGGGUACAUGCCACCCAAGGGCGCUAUGCACCAACUUAAUGGGGGACUUCUUUUGCUCCUGUCAGCAGGGUUUCAUAGGUGAUGGCUUCUCCUGUCAGGAUGUGGAUGAGUGCACACUCUCUGAUACUAUUUGCCCAGCCUUCUCAAAGUGUAUCAACUCCCCUGGUGCUCAUGUCUGCUCAUGUUUGAAUGGUACAGUGGUCUUCAACAACACAUGUGUGCCACCCAGCCUGUUGUGUGACCCUGCCUGCCACAAUCAUGGCCUGUGCCACCAUUCGUCGGCUGGAUACCAGUGUGUGUGUGACCUGGGUUACGUGGGUGACGGGCUGACUUGCUCUGACAUAAAUGAGUGCCAGAGGGAAAACAUUUGUCCUGACAAUGAAACUGAGUGUAUCAAUAUCCCAGGAUCGUUUUCCUGUGUCUGCAAAAAAGGCUACACACUCAAUGGAACACAGUGUUUUGAUGUGAACGAGUGUGAGACAGGGCAGCACGGGUGCAGUGAAUUUGCCCAGUGUGUUAACACAAUAGGCAACCAUUCCUGCUUCUGUCUCAGCGGCUUCACAGGUGACGGGAAGAACUGCUCUGACUUUGAUGAGUGCCAACAGGCUAAUGGGCAGUGUCACUCCUCUGCCACCUGCUUCAACCAUGUAGGAGGUUUCAAAUGCUCUUGCAGUCGGGGCUGGAAUGCUACCAAAGACAAUGGUCGUGGCAAAGGAGGAUGUGUGGACUUGGAUGAGUGUGUGUCUCCCAUGGCAUGUCCUGAGCAAACAUCUUGCACUAACCUGCCAGGGUCUUACAUCUGUUCCUGUCCCAAAAACAACACAGUGUACAGAAUGAUGACUCAGAAUGAGAGCAACCUGUACCCCUUUGGAGCAGAGGUUGGUGAUAAAGGAGUAAAGAUGGACACAGAAGAUGGAAAUUCCCCAUACAUCACACCGCCAAUGGGUUUCCCCUUUAUGGGAAAAUUGUAUGACAGGGUGUAUUUUUCUGACAAUGGCCUCGUCCAGUUUCAAUCUGUCGCUGAGAAUGAGCAGUACCUGCUGCCUGCUCCUUUAGCCAGUGGUUUCCCCGACAACAUGAAUGUAGCUCUGUUGGCGGUGUUUUGGGAUGAUGCUGACCUCACCCAUGGGGACGGACGGCUGCUCUAUAAGGAAUACCAUGCGCUGGAAAUGUCAAGUGUGUAUUCCCAGAUAGUGUUUAAUCGAACAGCAGAUGAAGUGACAAAGUUUGAGGAGCGGAAAAGCAAGCCUGCUUUCACCCCUGCCUGGAUCCUCAAGAUCACCUGGGACCACGUGAUGCCCGUCUCCUACCAGAACAUCAACUUCUCAGAAACUAACACUUUCCAGUGUAUCCUGACCACAGAUGGAGCGCGCUCCUUUGCCCUCCUGCGAUACGGGGAGAUGCGCUGGGGUCCUGGCCAGAGGCAAUACCACAACGCUCUCAUCGGCUACACAGAUGGAAAAUCCUCCCACAAGGAGCCCACUGUCCCCCCAGAAAACCUUUUUGGGCCUGGGGGCAGAUACAGGCCCCAGCAGGUGAAAGGGAUCAUGGGGAAGUUAGGUCAGCUGGUGUAUGAUUUGACAGGACCAGCGGGUUCAGACGUGGAUCCCCGUGUCCGGUGCCAGGCGUGGACGAUGAAGGAGCCUGACCCUGCUGAGUGGACAAAGGGGCUGUCUUCAUGUCCCUGCACCCGCACCCAGGCUCUGGAGGACCUGUCCUUCCUGCAGGACACCACUGAUCCGGGUUCAAGGGUGAAGACGCUGAGGGGUCAACGGUGGGGGGGCGCAGGGGGACACAUCUUUCAGUCCAUCCUGUCCAACAGACAUGGUUCAGGGAAGAGGUGUGUGUAUGAACCAGAUGGUCCCCUGCUGGCUGGGUACAAUGAACGCUACUUCUCCGGACACAGCAUGCAGAAACAUAUCGAUGAAGAUCUCCUGCCAUUCCAGUGGUGUUGUAUCGAGUCUCCUCUGUGCCACCUUUACCUAAACAAGAGACCACUGGACCGUUGUCAAGGUUACAGCUGGGCCAGCCCUGAUGGCCGCACCCCGGCCCAGAAGGCGACACAAGGUGUAGCGAUGGUGUACGGCAGCCUCCAUUUCAUCACCUUCGAUGGGACGGAGUACUCUUUCAAGGCCCUGGGAGAGUUUGUGAUAUUGCGUCUCUCCUCCACCACCGGCUCUAAUAUCUUCACCCUGCAAGGACAGACUGACAAGCUACACACAGACACAAAGAGGAUCAUUGAGGUCCCAGUGGUGGUGCGCAUGGCUGCCUUCCACCAGGGCAUUGGCAAGAUUGAAUGGAGAUGUGCAGAGAAAGGAGACAGGCUGCAGGUUUUUGUGGAUGAUGUUGAGGUCCCAGUCACAGUUGGUGUCGUGCACAUGGGCGAGAAGGACUUCGCUGUGCGCUGUAUGUCACUGAAUCGCUGUGCAGCAGUGUAUGCUGGUGGUCUCCAUGUGGUGGUGUGGCGGGUUGUAGGCCACAAUCAGCUGGCAGCCAUGGUGGAGGUUGCUCAGACCUUCUACAACCGCACCGUGGGUCUCAUGGGUCUCUGGAGCUCCGCCCGCUCCGACGAUUUCCUCAUGUCCGACGGAAGGCUCCUCCCCUCAACGGACCUCAACCCCCCCUCAGAGGAGAGACUGCAUGACUUUGGCUUGUCCUGGGCGGUUCCAGUCCCAGAGAGCCUGUUGUUCUCUCCAACUCCACUGGUUUCACUGAAGCGUGCCUCCUCUGAGCACCUGCUGAAAAGUGUCAGUCCUGCUGAGGUGGAGGAGCUGAGGAGAACCUGUAAAGGCAGCAUGCAGUGCGUCCACGACACCCUAGCAUCCGGCAGCUCUGACCUGGGCCUGUGGACCCUGGACGCCAAGAAGCAAUAUCAAAAUCUGGCUCUGAUCUAUGGUAACAUGCCUCCCAUAGUGACAGAGCCCACAGUGAUCCGCUGUAAGGUCAACUCUACUGUCAACAUUCAGAUUGUUGCUCAGGACCCAAAUGGAGACCCCAUCACCUACUCACUGCUCUACCCCAGGCCUCCACAGGCUUCCAUAGGCAGCGGCGACGGCUUCCUGACAUGGACGCCCGUCAGCACACAGCCCGUCCAGCUGACCGUUAAAGUCAGUGACGAGCUCAGCAGCUCCCUGUUCACCCCCAUCCUGCGCGUCUGCAACUGUUUCAACGGGGGAACCUGCCAGUAUGACAGCAUCACUGAAAAUCACCAGCAGGGAAAGUUCCAGGUGGUGGGGUGCCUGUGCCCAAAGGGAUUCAGUGGAAAGUUCUGUAGGAACACUGCAGAUGUAUGUAAAGGCGAACCUUGUUUCCGCGGGGUGCAGUGCCAGUCAAAGUCAGAGCCCGGCCUGUUCACCUGUGGAGAGUGUCCUGAUAAUACUGUCUCUGGGGGGAAACAGGGAUACAAGUGCUUUGAGUACGACAUGUGCAUCCCUCCUUUCCCCUUCCCCUGCCACAAAGAUGCCAACUGCCGCAGCACGAAACAAAACUACACCUGCACAUGUAAGCCUGGCUUUACAGGAAACGGACAGAACUGUACAGAUAUAGAUGAGUGUGCAGAGCUCUCAACCUGUCCCAAUGCUAAGUUUGAGUGUAAGAACAAGCCCGGCUCCGUCGACUGCGUCUGUAGAUACCAGAAAACCAAGGACCCAGAUGGAUGUGGUGACUUUGCCAAUCCUCCAGCAGGGUAUAAUGUUUUCAAUGUCUCUGUGAGCUGGAGGAAGAACAGAGCUGAUGGAAUCAAACAGCUGGUGGACAUUCUGUCGAUGGGUUUCCAGAACAAAUUCUACAACGCCAGUAAGAAGGAUCCAGGAGAGGGCUCCAGUCCAGAUGUGGCCGAAUAUCGUAUCAACGUAUCCAGUGACACACCUCACUGGUACAUCAGAGACUAUCUGGCCAGAGUCAGCAGCCACUAUGACAUCCGUGCCGUAGAAGUUGAUGAUCUGGAUGAGUGUAAGGCCAAGGAGGCGGUGUGUGUUCAUCCUGCCCUCUGCGCCAACACUUACGGAGGCUACAGGUGUGUUUGCAAUGGCACAACUGAUGUGGAUGAAACCCAGUCCUGUGUAUUAGACAGAGACCAGGUGAAUGAUAUGGAACUAGACCUUGUUCUGCGCCUGGUUCUGGGCAUCGGCAUCCCUCUGCUUUUGCUGCUGCUCCUGGCUGCACUGGCCUGCUUCUGCUGCUGCAAGAAGACUGUUACUGGAGACCUCCCCCACUUGUUGCCAGACUACAUCCAGGAGCAUCAGAACCCUCCACCCUUCAACUACGCUGACCCUGCCCUACACUACAUGACCCACUGCAGUCCACGGAUCAUAGACAACAUCACACCCAGGCAACGCCUCAGAUAGCACUUUCUAAAAGCACAUACACAUACAUGCAUAGGUGCAAAUCACUUACACAGAGACCAAACAGCUCACACAGAAAAGCACAGGCUUACAAACACAAUGCAAGCACUUUUGGAGCUGCUGUACAUGUUUUAUAACGGCAAGAUGAAUGACUCUUAUUUAUAUCGUAACAAACAAGUAAUUAAACCUGAGUGACUUUUAAAGUCAAUUAUUUCCAACCCUCUCUGCUGAGCGAUGGAACUGCCAAGUUUGAGCUGGAAGAUUUUUUGCCUGGACAACACUUUACAGUCAGAGUCUGACCCAGCAGAACUCAACCACCUCUUGGCUGGGGACGGUGAUGAAAAGUAAACCACUGCAGUGGUCUUUGGCUUCCAGCUGAUACUAAGCCAACAGCCUCCUUGAUAGCCACAUUAGCAUUUGCCAGAAAACCUAGCAUCAGACUCCUGCCCUCUGUUCACAUAUUAUAUUAGUACACUAGUAUAUCCAUAUUUGGAAAUUCAGUAUCACUUAUGAUCACCAAAACAUGGUUGAUUUAAUUUAUGUGUUAUCAUUUUGCAAACACUUUAAGUAGUCGUCUCUGUUUUCUGAAAGCAUUUAUCUCACUUUGGAAUUACACUCUAAAUUAUUGUUCAUUGCUGGAUUGUGAGUAAUUCAGUGUUUCAACUGGCAGCUUUCUUUUGUAAAGCUGGACUGUCACUGCAAGUAAAAAAAAAACAAAAAAAAAAACCGAUGUGUAAAUAUAAUGUAAAUCAUUAAAAGUUACGCUUCAGCAACAUUGUGCUGUGGUGAUAUUAUUUCAAGAAAAACUUGGAUGUCGGUGUUGUAACAAACAUGUCACUUUACUAGUGGGGGAACAGAAUGGGAUUGUACCUUAAGAUAUCCUUUAACAAGUUUCGACGCUAUAUUGAUCAAGUGUGCUUGAGCAAGACAGUCAGUCCUUAACAACUCUAGGGGGUUUCUCUGUAACUCAACUUGACAUCUGGCCUCCCAGUGGAGAGGAAAAUGAAUAUCACAUUGUCAUUUUCCUGCAAGCCGAUACAUGUCAAGCUGAAGCUGCUGAUAGUUCAUAUUUGUGUAAGGACUCAAUAUCUGUAAAAGUGAUUAUGCCAAAAUAAUCAUGCCGUUUUCAAAUGUUAUUCUUGGCAUGGUGGAAAAGCCUCUCACAUUCUGAAAUAAAGGACCCCACUACUUCUA